GUCCGUGUGCCUCUCUGUGUUUGGCGGAGGACUGGGAAACAUCAGGCAAAUCCCCAGCUCUGCAAAGGAUGUGGACCAGCUUGAGGACAGUCACCGAGCCCAUCUCCCCAAGGGGCAGAAGCUGUGGGUCCCGGACUCGGUUCUGGGUGCUGGCUGUGGGGAUAUCCAUUGGCUUGUUCCUCCUGGGAUUCAUGAUCGGCUGGCUGGCUAACAGACAUGCCAAUCAGUUGCCGAGGACAGAUCUCCAUGAGAAGAUGAAGGAGGCAUUCAUGAAGGAGAUGAAAGCAGAAAGCAUCAAGCAAAUUCUUUACAACUUCACCCAGCAACCUCACUUGGCAGGCACACAGGAGAACUUGUGCCUAGCUGAACAGAUACAAGCAGAGUGGACGGCAUUUGGCCUAGACUCGGUGCAGCUGGCUCCUUAUGAUGUUUUGCUUUCCUACCCCAAUGAGACAAAUCCCAACUACAUCUCAAUCAUUGAUGAGCAUGGCCAAGAGAUUUUCAACACAUCACUAUCUGAGCCUGUUCCUGCAGGAUAUGAGACUAUUGAAAACAUUGUUCCACCUUACAGUGCUUUCUCGGCCCAAGGUGAGCCAGAGGGAGAGUUGGUGUAUGUGAAUUAUGGCAGCAUAGAAGAUUUCCACAGGUUAAAGCGAGAGAUGGGAAUUAAUUGUUCUGGGAAAAUUGUCAUUGCCAGAUAUGGGAAGAUCUUCAGAGGAAAUAAGGUUAAGAAUGCUUAUCUGGCUGGUGCCAAAGGCAUCAUUUUAUACUCGGAUCCUGCUGAUUCUUGUGCCCCUGGAGUUCAGCCUUACCCCGACGGCUGGAAUCUGCCAGGAGGUGGAGCCCAACGUGGAAAUGUCCUCAUUCUGGAUGGUGCUGGGGAUCCUCUCACUCCAGGAUAUCCAGCUAAAGAGCAUGCAUAUCGCUUGGAAGAAGCCCAAAGCGCAGCACACUUAAAUAUUCCUGCCCACCCCAUUGGUUUUCAUGAUGCUGAGCAGCUGCUAAAGGAAAUGGGAGGUGCUCCUGCACCAGAUGACAGUUGGAAGGGACAGCUUUCCGUGCCUUACAAUGUUGGACCUGGCUUUAGAGGAAGUUCUUCAAAAAGAAAAGUGAGAAUGCACAUCUACAGUUUCAAGCAAGUGAGACGGAUUUACAAUGUGAUUGGAACUCUCCGAGGAGCAACAGAGCCAGAUAGGUACGUUAUUCUGGGUGGCCACCGUGAUUCUUGGGUGUUUGGUGGGAUAGAUCCCCAGAGUGGAGCUGCUGUUGUUCAUGAGAUUGUCCGAAGUUUUGGGAAGCUGAAACAGAAAGGUUGGCGACCCAGGAGGACCGUGAUUUUUGCUAGUUGGGAUGCUGAGGAGUUUGGUUUAAUAGGAUCAACGGAGUGGGCAGAGGAAAAUGUCAAAAUACUACAAGAGCGGGGUGUGGCCUAUAUCAAUGCUGAUUCCUCUAUAGAAGGCAACUAUACCCUUCGAGUUGACUGUACCCCAUUGAUGCAUAGCCUGGUAUACAGUCUAACUAAAGAGAUACCAAGCCCUGAUGAAGGAUUUGAAGGCAAAUCUCUUUUUGAAAGCUGGUAUGAGAAAAAUCCAUCAAUGGAACAUAAAGGCUUCCCAAGAAUCAACAAGCUGGGUUCUGGCAAUGAUUUUGAAGUCUUUUUCCAAAGAUUGGGAAUUGCUUCUGGAAGAGCUCGUUACACUAAAAACUUUAAAGUGGACAAGUUCAGCAGCUACCCAGUUUAUCACAGUGUCUAUGAGACGUACGAGAUUGUGGGAAAGUUUUAUGACCCGUCUUUUAAGAACCACCUGGCUGUGGCCCAAGUGCGAGGAGGGCUGGUGUUUGAGCUGGCUGACGCAGUCAUCCUCCCUUUCGACUGCAGAGAUUACGCCAAGGCACUUAAUGGCUAUGUUGGUACCAUUUACAAUAUAACUAUGAAACAUCAGAUAGCAAUGGGAGCAUACAAUGUAUCAUUAGACUUGCUUCUUGAUUCCAUAAAGACAUUUUCAGAAGUUGCCAUUGACUUUCACAGCAGACUCAAACUACUGGACAUCAAUAACCCAAUCAAAGUAAGAUCUUGGAAUGAUCAGUUGAUGUUCUUGGAAAGAGCAUUUAUUGAUCCUCUUGGAUUGCCUGGCACACCAUUUUAUAGACACAUCAUCUUUGCUCCAAACAGCCACAACAAGUAUGCUGGAGUGUCCUUCCCUGGGAUCUAUGAUGCCCUAUUUGACAUUGAUAAUAAGGCAGACCAACAGAAAGCCUGGGAAGAAGUCAAGAGGCAGAUCUCCAUUGCUGCCUUCACCGUGACAGCUGCAGCUGGGACUCUUAAAGAAACACCAUGAUUUGCUAGACAGCCCCAAGCUGUUGAUAGUUCCCU
Molecule: messenger RNA, 2374 nt
Organism: Candoia aspera
Lineage: Eukaryota; Metazoa; Chordata; Lepidosauria; Squamata; Candoiidae
Product: putative N-acetylated-alpha-linked acidic dipeptidase
Exons: 19
Coding region: 69-2339 (756 amino acids)
Cellular component (GO): plasma membrane
Molecular function (GO): carboxypeptidase activity
Source: RefSeq, a predicted model, not a curated record